This is a messenger RNA of Chenopodium quinoa (quinoa), 683 nucleotides long. Its product is annotated as protein ALP1-like. Lineage: Eukaryota; Viridiplantae; Streptophyta; Magnoliopsida; Caryophyllales; Amaranthaceae. The transcript is spliced from 2 exons. The coding region runs from base 19 to 666 and encodes 215 amino acids. The record is from RefSeq and is a predicted model, not a curated record.
AUACCGGAGGCUCUACAAAUGCCUUAUAGAGGAAGAAAAGGAAUUCCUACAUUUAAUGUAUUAGCUGCAUGUGAUUUUGAUAUGUGUUUCACGUUUGUAUCAGCGGGUUGGGAAGGUUCCGCGCAUGAUACUCGUGUAUUUCUUCAUGCAAUUGAAUCUCCAGCUUUUAAGUUUCCUAAACUGCCUGAAGGUAAGUACUAUUUGGCCGACAAAGGGUAUCCAGAUCGAAAAGGUUAUCUUGUACCAUAUCCGAAGACAAGAUACCAUAAGUCACAAUUUGAAAACGAGCCUCCAAAAAAUGAGCGUGAAACUUUUAAUCGUUGGCACUCAUCUCUUCGAAGUUGCAUUGAGAGAUGUUUCGGAGUUUUGAAGCAAAGGUGGAAGAUACUAAGAAGUAUGCCACAAUUUAGCAUUGAGACACAAAUACGGAUUGUGGUUGCAACAUUUGCACUACAUAACUACAUUCGAAUAAAUUCUCCAGAAGAUCCCCUUUUUCGAGUGUUAGAGGAUUAUCCUAAUUUUAUACCAUCAUGUGAGCUUCCUGAUGUCCGUGUUACUCCCCAAGGUCAAAAUUGCACAGAAAGUUGCACUGAAAUGAAAAUCAUUCGUGACAAAAUAGUAGCUGCUUUAUGGAAGGCGAGAAAUGAGAGACGUCGAUUAUUAUAAGAAACACCAGUAGUCUC